Molecule: messenger RNA, 1472 nt
Organism: Strongylocentrotus purpuratus (purple sea urchin)
Lineage: Eukaryota; Metazoa; Echinodermata; Echinoidea; Camarodonta; Strongylocentrotidae
Product: deleted in malignant brain tumors 1 protein-like
Exons: 4
Coding region: 298-1278 (326 amino acids)
Cellular component (GO): membrane
Source: RefSeq, a predicted model, not a curated record
GGUCCAUCGCCCAGUGAAGGAAGAGUAGAGAUUUGGUACAAUGGCCAAUGGAACACUAUCUGUGAUGACAACUGGAAUCUUGAAGAAGCACAGGUUGUUUGUCGUCAGCUUGGCUAUAGCACUGAUUAUGUUGUACCAAGGAGUUAUGCCUACUAUGGUCAAGGAUCAGGACCGAUUCAACGAGCUCAAUGUGAUGGUUGGGAGUAUACCUUGGAUCAAUGUACUCUGUAUUCAGGGGAUUCCAUAUGUGGCCAUUAUGAGGACGCAGGAGUAAGAUGCGGGAUUGACAUUUCCACAAUGACCGUAGAUCCAUUACAAUGGUCAACGUCAAACACAGGAUAUUAUGGUGGAAUCUAUAAUGUACGUCUUGUGAAUGGUCCAUCGCCCAGUGAAGGAAGAGUAGAGAUUUUAUACAAUGGCCAAUGGAACACUAUUUGUGAUGAUUCCUGGAAUCUUGAAGAAGCACAGGUUGUUUGUCGUCAGCUUGGCUAUAGCACCGAUAAUGUCGUAGCAAGGAGUUCGGCCUACUAUGGGCAAGGUUCAGGACCGAUUCAACAAGUCCAGUGCUCUGGGUCGGAGUAUACCUUAGCGUCCUGUACUCUGACUUCAGGAGAUUACGCAUGUGGCCAUUAUCAGGAUGCAGGAGUAAGAUGCGGGACCGACGUUUCCCCAACCUUAAAUCCAUUUCAAUGGCUAACGACAACCACAGGCUAUUACGAUGGAAUCUUUAACGUACGGCUCGUGAAUGGUCCAUCGCCCAGUGAAGGAAGAGUAGAGAUUUCAUACAAUGGCCGAUGGAACACUAUCUGUGAUAAUAACUGGACUCCUGAAAGAGCGCAGGUUGUAUGUCGUCAGCUUGGCUAUAGCACCGAUAAUGUCGUAGCAAGGAGAUCGGCCUACUAUGGGCAAGGUUCAGGACCGAUUCAACAAGUCCAGUGCUCUGGGUCGGAGUAUACCUUGGCGUCCUGUACUCUGACCUCAGGGGAUUCCGUAUGCAGCCAUAAUGAGGAUGCAGGAGUUAGAUGCGGUUACACAACAAUAUCAGGAACAUCAGGAGCAUCUCCUCGGGUAAUCGGAUCGAUGUCAUUCGUCGGAGUGUCCUUGUUUCUCCUAACCAUCAUCGCUAUAGUUGCUGUUGUGUUCGUGUGCAAUCAACAAAAGAUUUCUCCUUCAGCAGCUAUGGGAGUUCAGUUAUCUUCUCUUACCACUCAACCUGCACCUCAACCAGCAUCAACCACGCCCAUGCCUGCAUCCGUCUGUGUCGAUGUACCUGUUUAGAGGGUGGACGGAAACCCAAGUCAGUUUGUUAGAAUCCACCUGUCAUUCUUUAGGUGUGCCUCACUUGGAGAGACCUCACAUUCUACUUUCUUUUUUUCUUAAUCCAUGCUAUCCAUUUCCUAUAUCUUCAUCUGCAUCCACCUCUUCUUCCUUUUCUUCGUGUUAUUAUUAUUAGUAGUAGUAGUAGUAAUAGU